AUGGCCAUCCCCACUACUCCCGGUCGCUGCAUUCGCCUCUUCAAGCUGCACAUCCCCCUGUCCCUGGCUGCCUCCUUCCUGGUUGCCGGUGCCUGGUGGCAGAUGCACGUCGUCCCCAAGCGCCAGACCUGGGCCGCUUUUGAUGCCCAGCAGCGCGCCCUCGCCCAGCAGCGCCUCGCCCAGUAA
Molecule: messenger RNA, 186 nt
Organism: Fonticula alba
Lineage: Eukaryota; Rotosphaerida; Fonticulaceae
Exons: 1
Coding region: 1-186 (61 amino acids)
Source: RefSeq, a predicted model, not a curated record